Molecule: messenger RNA, 1917 nt
Organism: Brassica napus (rape)
Lineage: Eukaryota; Viridiplantae; Streptophyta; Magnoliopsida; Brassicales; Brassicaceae
Product: growth hormone-regulated TBC protein 1-like
Exons: 7
Coding region: 438-1640 (400 amino acids)
Source: RefSeq, a predicted model, not a curated record
AGAUAACCUCUCCCUCUCAUACAUCUCUUCUCGACAACACCAAUAGACACGGGACUCAACUAAAAGCUCCUCUGGAUUUUUCAUUUUGAUUAUCUUUUCUUUUCCAUUUUUAGUGACAUCGUUACUCACAGGAGGGUGGUGGGGGAAAAUCAUUUGUUCUUGGUUUUUUCUUCUUUUUUGCUUCUGAAUUUUUUAUUCACAAAAAAAUUAUUUGACUGCGUAGAGGAGAAGAUUAGAGAGAGAGAGAGAUAACGUUUGCAGAACGUGACAACAUUAAAAAAAUAAUUAAAGGUUACAACUUUUAAUUAAAAUUUAAUCCAAUAAAGGAGCUUCCUUUACAUUUCCUCUGUACCAUCCUCAGUUUCUUUUUUUCUCUUUCUUGACAUGUUCGUGAUUGGUCCGAAACUGACUCCAAAAAAAUCAGACAAGACCCCACGAUGUUCGGGAUCCAAAGCAAAAGAGACUUAACAACCGAGCUCCAAUCCCAAAUCCCGAUCCUCCGCCCCAGCAUCCACGCCCGACGAGCCAACAUCGUCGUCAAGUUCCAAGACCUAUACGGCUUCACCGUGGAAGGAAACGUCGACGACGUCAACGUCCUGAACGAAGUCAGAGAGAAAGUGAGGAACCAAGGCCGUGUCUGGUGGGCUUUGGAAGCUAGCAAAGGAGCUAACUGGUAUCUCCAGCCGGAUACUCUGUUGACCGGAGACAGUAUCGUGUCGAAGACGUCUCUGAAGAUCUCGGCUUUGAGUAAUGCGAUUACGCUGAAGAGGCUGAUUAGGAAAGGGAUACCGCCCGUGCUGAGGCCUAAGGUUUGGUUCUCUCUCUCCGGUGCUGCUAAGAAGAAGUCUACUGUUCCGGAGAGUUAUUACGGUGAUUUGACUAAGGCUGUUGAUGGGAUGGUCACGCCUGCCACGCGGCAGAUUGAUCAUGAUCUGCCACGGACUUUCCCAGGCCAUCCUUGGUUGGACACUCCAGAGGGUCAUGCUGCUCUAAGGCGUGUGCUUGUUGGGUAUUCAUUUCGAGACUCUGAUGUUGGUUAUUGCCAGGGACUAAACUAUGUUGCAGCGUUACUGUUACUUGUCAUGAAGACAGAAGAAGACGCGUUCUGGAUGCUAGCAGUCCUUUUGGAAAACGUAUUAGUCCGCGACUGCUACACAACCAACUUGUCUGGUUGCCAUGUUGAGCAGCGGGUUUUCAAAGAUUUGCUCGCCCAAAAAUGUCCUCGAAUAGCUACUCAUCUUGACGAUAUGGGCUUUGAUGUUUCCCUUGUAGCCACAGAGUGGUUUCUCUGCCUCUUUUCUAAAAGCUUGCCUUCUGAGACAACUCUACGAGUUUGGGAUGUACUUUUCUAUGAAGGAGCUAAGGUUCUUUUCCAUGCAGCUUUGGCAAUAUUCAAGAUGAAAGAAAAUGAGCUGCUUAUGGCACACCAGGUUGGUGAUGUAAUCAACAUAAUCCAGACUACCUCACACCAGCUCUUUGACCCUGAUGAGUUACUAACGGUGGCGUUUGAGAAAAUCGGAUCCAUGACUACCAACACAAUAUCUAAGCAGCGGAAGAAGCAGGAACCGGCGGUGAUGGCAGAACUUGACCAGAGACUUAGGAGACUAAACUCUCUUAAAGAAAGUGGUAAGAGUACAUAAAAGUCUUGGGUUGGGAGAAGAUGAGGCAUAAAGUGUACAACAAGGAGGGAGUCGAAUGGUUUAUUUACUUACCCCUCUUGAAGUAUAUAAAUAGGAUGUUUUUUUUUUUCUUUUAACUUUGAGAGCAAAACAAAAGACCAAGAUGAUCCAUUUAUGAGAUGGUAAAUGUCAAACUUUCCUAAAGAUGUGUUCAUUGCCUUUGCUUUGUCAACACUACCUCUUUUGAUAUACUCAAUUGUGAUCUUCAUAUUUUCUCAGUCAUAGAUGCAUUUCAAUU